Messenger RNA from Daphnia carinata, 1399 nucleotides. RefSeq names its product bestrophin-2-like. The transcript has 9 exons. The record is from RefSeq and is a predicted model, not a curated record. Lineage: Eukaryota; Metazoa; Arthropoda; Branchiopoda; Diplostraca; Daphniidae. Bases 99 to 1277 code for a protein of 392 amino acids. Gene Ontology annotation, molecular function: chloride channel activity.
CGACUGUAUUAACAGAGUACACGCAACCAGUAAGAAAGUCAGUUGCACGAUUAGCUUUAUGUUUGAACGAAAAAGUGGUCUGUUCGAAAUUGUAAAACAUGUCUUCUAUACCAUCUGUUCACGUUGGGUGUGACGAAAUGGAUAAAGGCGCCAUGUCAAACAAUGUUGGUAUCGGGGCAAUGCUCCUGAGAUGGAAGUGUUCCGUCUACAAAGUCGUGUACCGAGAAUUUUUAGUUUUCCUCAUCCUGUUUGGAAUUGUUAGUGCUGUAUACCGCAAUGGAUUGAAUGAGGAUCAGAAAAAGUUAGAACAAUGUAAUUUUCGGUCACAAAUCCCCAUAACAAAACGAUUCUUUCGCAGAGCUUUUCACGAAUCACAAACUUUUUUCGAGAACUACACAAAGUUGAUCUCUCUACCGUUUCUUCUCGGUUUCUACGUUACCAUCGUCGCAGGUCGAUGGUGGCAGCAAUACAUGACGAUCCCUUGGCCGGACAAGUUGAUGCUAACUCUUCAAAUGUAUGUACCGGGUAAGGACGAAAGGUCUCGAAUUAUUCGGCGAGUAUUAUUACGACGAGCUUUAUUGAUGCUAACCCUGUUACUGCGCUCAAUCUCACGUGCCGUCCGUCGACGUUUCCCAACUCUACAGGAUUUGGUGAAAAAUGGAAUAAUGACCAGAACCGAAAAGCAGUGUUACGAAUCGAUUUCUCCAGUAGUAAAUCUGUUUUGGGUACCCUCAACAUGGUUUACUUCAACGCUCAAUGAAGCUGUUAGGGAUGGUAUUUUGGUCGACCCUGCAGGCAACAAACUCAUUAUGGAGGAAUUUCUGGAGUUUCGCGCGAACUGCGGAGCCCUUUGGAGCUACAACUGGGUUUCUAUUCCCAUGGUGUAUACCCAAGUCUGUACACUGGCAACUUAUUCCUAUUUCAUCGCAUGUCUCAUAGCACGUCAGUAUACCGGGCCUAGUUCUGCAGUCGGAGCUAUCGACAUCUACUUCCCUAUCGGGACGGUCUUGGAACUUGUUUUUUACGUUGGACUCUUAAAGGUAGCUGAGCAAAUGAAAAAUCCAUUCGGGGAUGACGACGAAGAUUUUGAUCUCAACUUUCUCCUCACUCGUCAUUUGAAAACCGUUCACCUUGGGUUAGACUAUCUGAACGAUCUGGUGCCACCGCUGAAAGACGAUCAACCAUCGAACAAUAAAGACAUCAGACAGCAGGCGAGAGUACCCACUACUCAAAUUACCCAUCCAACCCGAUUCAAGACGGUAUCUUCAAAGAUUUAGAUGAAAUUACAGUUAAAACUGUUUUAUGUCAAUAGCUCCCGAAUAGCUCAAAUUAAAACAUUUCUGUUGUCGCUAACUGUUCGUUGCAUAAUUCACCGCAGCACGCACUACAAAUCUGAUCC